UUCUUUUUUACUUUUCACGUUCUUUAACCCUACAGAAAUAGGAUGUAUUGUUGUUUACUUAUUCUUUUGUUGGUUUCUCAGUUUUUAGGUUGAUGAUUUGUGGUGGUGGAUGGGCUUUGUGUUGAAGCUUUUGACGCUGAAAGAGAGAAGGGGGGGAAGGGAAAAGGUUUCAUCUUGAAGCUUAAUCAGUGUAUCAGCUUCUUGAUAUGAAAAUGGAUGCAGAUGGGUUCUUAGUAUUUACUUAAGGAGACUCUUAGCGGUUGUUAGAGCUAUGACGGGAAUAAAAGAGACGGAGAAAAUUGUAAUAGUGAAACCAGUUGCUUGUAGACCUGGCUUUUCAAAUUUGAAAUCCUUCUCAGAGCUUCUUGCUGAUGCAGUUAAUGCUUCUCCCCCUGCUGCUUUUUCUGAAACUGCAGUGGCCGUCAUAAAACCAAGGACAGUGCGGUUUAAGCCCGUCUGCAGGAGAGACUUAGUUGGGGCUGAGGUAUUCGGUUCUGCAGCUUGCAAUAAAUCAGAAAAGGUCCCAGAAUCUAAACUCACAUCCACUGUGGUAUACAAACCAAUAGCUAAGCUCGUCUCAAAGAGAACUGUUUCUCUCUUGGCAAAUUUGGGGGGUCAAGGUAUUAGUUCUUCAACAGAAAAUGCCGAGGCUGGCGCCCCUAUUCAAUCACCAAACCAAGUCAAGCGCCAAACUGACCCCACAUCAGAUCUCUAUCAAACUUUUGCUCUGCAUUCGGAACAAAACGCAAAUGCUAUACGAGAAAAUUCUGAAGAUGGCAACAAAUCCAUGUCACUUCCAGUCCCAAAUAAUGGGGAUCGGCCUUCUUAUGAUGGGCACAGUUGGAGGAAAUAUGGACAGAAACAGGUUAAAGGAAGCGAGUAUCCUCGAAGUUACUACAAGUGUACACACCCAAAUUGUCCAGUGAAAAAGAAGGUAGAAAAAAAGCUAGACGGUCAGAUUGCAGAGAUAGUCUACAAGGGUGAGCAUAACCACCCAAAGCCUCAGCCUCUUAAUCACAACCCGCUGGAUGGAGAUGCGCAAGAACCUGCAAAUACUGCCACUCAAAAUGAACAGGCAGAAAGAAUUAAAGGUCAAUUAAAGAGCGAGAAUGAUAUUGAAUCAUCUGCCCAGUCAACUUUUUCUGGUGCUGCUCCACCAAUCAAUGACCUUGUUACAGCUGCAACCUGCAAUGCCAGUUUCUCGACUUCCAAUAAUUCUCUAGGACUGAGCGGGGAAUGUCAAGAAGUAAGUGAACCUUUGGAGGCAGAAGAAGGUCAUGAUUUCGGAAGAAAAAGAACAAAACGUGGGAACCAAUUGAGCAAAGCAAGCAAGGUGGGGGAACCCUCAUCUGAGCCUCAAAUUGUUGUCCAGAACAAUACUGAUUCGGAUAUAGUAGGGGAUGGAUUUCGCUGGAGGAAGUAUGGCCAGAAAGUUGUGAAGGGUAAUCCAUACCCAAGGAGUUACUACAGAUGCACCAGUCCCAAGUGCAAUGUGAGGAAGUACGUUGAGAGAACAUCAGAAGAUCCAGGCACUUUCAUAACAACAUACGAAGGCAGACACAACCACAGCAUGCCAAUCAAACAUACAAAUGCAGAGGCCUCCAAGGCAAGUACUAAGAACAAACCAUGAAUCCCUGGAAACAGAUGACAACCAGAUUAUGAUGCUCAUCAAAUUCUGCACAACUCCUUCUGAGAGUACUAGAAGCUUUAACUAAGAAGCAUUACGUAUAUUCAUCCUGAUGUAUAAUUCUGGGAUCAGUUUUUGUCCAAACGCUGAACAAUGCAUCACUCAAGCUAAUUCAACCUAAUGCUUGUAGACUCUGUGAUCAUAAACUGGGAUCGUUCUUUUGCCUCUUGUUUGAUAUCACAUUUCAACAUACAGGGGAACUAUACUAUACUCUUUCGAUCCGUCUAAUUCAAUAAAACUCAAGCUUCACGCGCCAA
Molecule: messenger RNA, 1944 nt
Organism: Sesamum indicum (sesame)
Lineage: Eukaryota; Viridiplantae; Streptophyta; Magnoliopsida; Lamiales; Pedaliaceae
Product: WRKY transcription factor 44
Biological process (GO): regulation of DNA-templated transcription
Molecular function (GO): sequence-specific DNA binding; DNA-binding transcription factor activity
Source: RefSeq, a predicted model, not a curated record